AUGGAUGUCACCGAGUAUGUCUACAAUACAGUCGAUGGGGGCGUUCCGCUGAAGGCGGAUGUUUACUACAAAUCGGUGACAGAUGAUGCGGUGAGAGAGGCUGGACCUAUUGUUCUUGUAAUUUAUGGUGGUGGCUUUGUCAAUGGGUCAAAAGCAGCAGUAUCCAAAGCCCGGCUUGAGUCGCUUGUUCACGACUUCGGCUUCACUGUUGUAGUGCCAGACUAUCGCCAUUGCCCAACCGUUUCUGUCUUUCAAGGGCCUGUCGCGGAUAUUCAUGCUUCUUUCUCAUGGACAUGCAAAGAGCUUCCCGCCCUGUUAUCUCGAGAUGCUGGAGUAGCAGUAGAUGGUGGCAGGGUCGCAGUCAUUGGUUCAUCUGCGGGUGGCACCCUAGCUUUACACCUGGCAUCAGCUACACCUCCACCAAAGGCUAUCGUGUCUUACUUUCCCGCAAUGUAUCUCAAAGACCCAUUCUGGCACUCGCCGAUGGAAGUAUUCUCUCAGAUUCCGCGGUUCCCACAAUCUUUCCUUGACCAGGUCCAUAGCGAAGGCAUCGUCACAGCCACUCCUUCAGCAUUCAAGAAGGUACCGGACAGUCCAAAACCUGUACCAGACUUCUCCAUGCCUCGAACUGCCUAUCUUUUGAGUAACCUGCGAGACGGAACUUUGUUCCGAAAUGUCGUGCAAGACGGUGAUUACGAGCGGGUUGAUCCCGUGGAGCUGUUUUCAGCUAAAUUUCCACCAACCUGUUUUGUUCAUGGUAGUGAGGACAAGAUGUGCCUUCCAAAGUUCUCUCAAAAGGCACAUGAGUCCUUGGUAUCUCUUGGAGUGGAUACGGAGCUACUGAUUGCAGACGGGGAAGGACAUGAUUUUGAAUCAUCUAUGUCUAAAGACCAUCCGCGCUUUUCGAUUGUCCACAGCUCUCAUCAGUUUAUAGCAGAUAGAGUUUAG
Molecule: messenger RNA, 948 nt
Organism: Fusarium tjaetaba
Lineage: Eukaryota; Fungi; Ascomycota; Sordariomycetes; Hypocreales; Nectriaceae
Exons: 3
Coding region: 1-948 (315 amino acids)
Molecular function (GO): hydrolase activity
Source: RefSeq, a predicted model, not a curated record